AUGGACGUACAUGAUGGAAGCAUAAGGAACUUACUUAAUGCUAACAAUAACUUACCAGGAACUAUUAAAGCAUUUAUAAAGUCCUUUGUAAAACCUGGUGCUCUAACAUUUAGGUCUUUGAGAGCAAGAGCAUUGAAGUCAAGAGAUGCAGAAACUCCAACAGAACCUACAGAAGGAACUGAAACAACAGAAACUCCAGAAGAACCACCAAAACCAACAGCUAAUGAAAUAUUGUUCGAAUGUUUUCCAAGGUACUCUGUUCUCAUUGCAGACAUUCAAGAAAUACUUAAGAAAGCAGACUUGACUUUAGGAGAUGAUGAAAGUUCUGUAUAUCUUUCGUUCCAGUUUCAAAUAGCAGAACUUUUGAGACAGAUAUGCUUAAUGUAUGACAACAUCUCUGAUUUCACAAGAUAUGAUGACGACCAUGACCCCGAACACGGUGAAGAAGAAGUUUUACAAACAUCCAUUAAGACAGGAAAGGUUUUAACUCAAAGUUUCAUUAUUGACACCAAAGAUGGCGAAGUGGACGUUCUUCAAGAGCUGAAGAAAAAUACUUCUGAAGGAGGUGGUGGUAGGCAUGAACUUGAAAUAAAUGAGAUAGAAGAGAAAUUAGCCGAAAAAGCAGAUAAAAACCAUGUUCAUUAUAUAAGUUCAGAUGAACAGAUUAUAACGGAUUAUCAUGGAUAUUUAACACAGGAUGAACAAAUAAGCACUGAAGAUGUUAAUGAAAGAAGAUAUAAAUUCAUUCGUGCUAAAGGUUAUGACAUACACUGUACUGUACAGUAUGACACAGGUAAAGCACCAGAAGCAUUUGGUUAUAACAAUGAAAUUUAUGCUUCAUACUUCUUUGUUAACGGUGUAUUAGUUGAACCAAGAUUUACUUUGAGAGUUAAGGCAAAAAUAACUUUUGAAGAUGCUAUUAAAAGUAAAGCUGACAAAGAUGAACUUGACGCAACGAACAAAGUUUUGAAAUCUCAUAAACACAAUAUCUCCGAUAUAAAUGAACUUCAAGCUACAUUAAAUAGUAAAGCUGACAAGAACCAUACACAUAAAUCCUUCACUACUGUUAGAGCAGACGACAUAAUAUUGAACUAUACCCUUGGUUCAAGUGCACCUUUAGAGAAUCCGAGUACAAGCGUAAAAGAUACACUAAACUCCUUAAAUAGUAAAUGUAUGAACAUUGAAGGUCAUGUCAGAAACUUUGAAACACAUGAACUACCAGCAAUGUUAGAUAAAAAAGCAGAUAAAGAACAUACACAUAACUCCUUCACUACUGUUAGAGCAGACGACAUAAUAUUGAACUAUACCCUCGGUUCAAGUGCACCUUUAGAGAAUCCGAGUACAAGCGUAAAAGAUACACUAAACAAUUUAGAUAACAGUUGCAGGAAUAUCGAAGAUCAUGCCAGAAACUUUGAAGCAUAUGAACUACCAGCAAUGUUAGAUAAGAAAGCAGACAAAGCAGAGCUUCAAACAUUAAAGACUGAAAUACUUCAAACAUUAUAUCCUAUAGGCUCUAUUUAUACGUCAAUGAAUUCAACAAAUCCAGAAACAGUUUUAGGUUUUGGUACGUGGAAGCAGAUUGUAGAUAAAUUCUUAUACUGUGCUAGAUAUUCAAAGCAAACAGGAGGUUCGAAGAAAAUUAAAGAAGCAAACCUUCCACCGCACACUCAUACAGGAACUACAAACACAACAGGUAGUCAUUCACAUUCAAUAACAAAAAGAGGUUAUACAAAUCUUGCAGCAGGUUCGGAUAGACAGGGAAUGAAUAGAUAUGAUAUUUCAAGUGACCCAGUAGAUUCAGGCGCAGGUAUUUUCUGUGGAACCACAGGAAAUCAUUCACACACUUUCACAACAAAUCCAACAGGUUCGGGUGCAGAUUAUAUGCCACAAUUUGUGACUAUAUUCGCAUGGUACCGCGUUCAAUGA
Molecule: messenger RNA, 1926 nt
Organism: Trichomonas vaginalis G3
Lineage: Eukaryota; Parabasalia; Trichomonadida; Trichomonadidae
Product: keratin-associated protein family
Exons: 1
Coding region: 1-1926 (641 amino acids)
Source: RefSeq, a predicted model, not a curated record